AUGGCGGAUUAUAGCGCAACCGUCUCUGAUUUUCAAGCUCACGCCACCGGAGACGAAGGAGAGAGAAACCCUCCAAGUGUCUCCGACUCCGGCGGCGGCUCUGCCAUCGCGAAGACUAGUACCCUUGAUAAUAUCGACAAACUGAUGAGAACACUGCGAAGAGGAGUAGAGACAGUGGCUUUUGAAGUCUCUCCCGGUUCUGAUGUUAUCGAGAGAAUUAUCAGCUUUGCCUGUAGAAACCAUGUCGGUGUUGAUAUAAUCAGCGCUACUGGCUCCGUUUCAAACGUCACGCUCUGGAAUGCUUCUCCACUACAACAACCAGUCUUUCUUAAGGGAACAUUUGUGUUACACACCUUGAUCGGCUCAUUCUUCCCGGAAUAUUGUACUCCGGCCUCUUCAAACAGAACACCCCAAUCAUCAUCGCCGUGUCCUAAUUUUCGCAUAACUUUUGAAGGGGCACAAUUUCAACUCUUUGGAGGGAGAGUAUUCGGGAAACUGGAGGCAGCAACACAAGUGGAGGUGGUGGCGGCUGUUUUGGAAAACCCUUGGUUCGAUGAUUUUCCAUGCAAAGAUGAUAAUGAGGAUCCCCGUCAGCGGAAAAAAGCUCGUAACGCUAAUGGCGAAACCGGGAGUUUCGCUUCUACUUGCAUGUACAUGGAUGUUUACAGAGGAGCGAAUCCUGCUCCACCAAACUUCCAGUUUCCUCCUUGUCUUAUGCCUUGGAGUAGGGUCCUUCCCGGAAGAUGA
Messenger RNA from Hibiscus syriacus, 747 nucleotides. Its product is annotated as AT-hook motif nuclear-localized protein 23-like. Gene Ontology annotation, molecular function: DNA-binding transcription factor activity; minor groove of adenine-thymine-rich DNA binding. Bases 1 to 747 code for a protein of 248 amino acids. The record is from RefSeq and is a predicted model, not a curated record. NCBI's taxonomy places the organism in Eukaryota, Viridiplantae, Streptophyta, Magnoliopsida, Malvales, Malvaceae. Gene Ontology annotation, cellular component: nucleus. The transcript has 2 exons.